AUGAAAGGCUACCUAGAAAACGUUGCCAUCAUCGGUGCAGGCCUUGGGGGCUGUGCACUCGCCCUAGCACUUUCCGAAAAGGAUGUUCCAGUCACGAUCUUCGAGUCCCGACCAGAGAUCUCCGGCGUCAUUCCGUCAGGGGUCAUCCUCACGCCAAAUGGUCUCCGGGUGUUGGACUACCUUGGAGUACUGCCUCGCAUCAAAGAUCGCUGUUACAUAAGCGCUUAUCGUGUCUUUAAGAAUGACAAUGAUGAGACGACAAAGAAAGUACGAAUUGGUGGACCAGAGGUUUACGGUUAUGACAAUCACCGCAUUUGGAGAGGUCUGCUGCUAGACGAGAUGCGGAAAAUGCUGGCAGAGCGGUCCGUCAACAUUGUGUUCAAUUCAAAGUUUCAGGGCGUUGUAUCUGAUACUGCAGACGGCGUUUCGUUCCUGGUUGAUGAGAGUGUCCACCACGCUUCUCUCCUUGUAGGUCUGGACGGGAUAUACUCCAGCGUCAGAAACUACCUUGCCCCUGAAAUUCGCCCAGAGUACACUGGGCUUGUGGGCAUUCUCAGCCAUAUCAAGCAUUCUUCCGUGGAUUGGCCCUGUCAAGAUUACGAGAAGAAUGCUACUAUACAAAGUAAACCAGGCGCGCUAUUCUGGAUAGCAGAAGACCCCACAGAGGAUCCCGUCCUCAUGAUAGGAAAGCAAAUUCACUACCCCGAGCAGUCGAGAUCAGAUUUGGAAAGCCUUCAGUCAGAUCGUGAGAAGCUCAAGAUGUUCUAUAAGCAAGACUAUGAUGAAUACGGCCCGACAGCGAGAAAGAUCAUCGAUAGCGUGUGCGCCUCUCCGGAAACGCUGUACAUUUGGCCAUUUUUGAAGAUGCCUAGACUACCAAAAUGGUACAGCGAUACCGGGCGAAUCAUUUUGGCAGGCGAUGGAGCUCAUGCUCUCCCGCCAUCUUCAGGCCAAGGUGUUAAUCAAGCUUUGGAGGAUAUUUACUCACUGAACUUGCUUUUGAGCUCUGUGGAGGUAUCUGGACGCAGCGAACCAAGGCAGUCGCAUAUGCUUGACGCUCUAGCUUUUUGGCAGCAAAUACGACAGGAAAGAAUUGAUGCCGUGUUCGAUUGGACGAUGAAUGGCUCUAAUGUUUCGAGAUUGCCGGAGGCUGAGAGGCAGCGGCUGGUCGCGGAAGGAAAAGUAAAGGAGAAUCAAGGAGACGAUAUGAGUUGGCUUUACAAGCCUGUUCUGGAAGAGCGCAUCAAAGCUUGGAUUGAUGGUAGAAAAUUGGAUCAUGUGUAA
This is a messenger RNA of Ramularia collo-cygni, 1284 nucleotides long. RefSeq names its product related to salicylate hydroxylase. The record is from RefSeq and is a predicted model, not a curated record. Gene Ontology annotation, molecular function: FAD binding; monooxygenase activity. The coding region runs from base 1 to 1284 and encodes 427 amino acids. Lineage: Eukaryota; Fungi; Ascomycota; Dothideomycetes; Mycosphaerellales; Mycosphaerellaceae. The transcript has 2 exons.